CAGUCAGAUGCAUCAUUUUUUUUUGCAUUCAUUUGCAUAUAAAUGUUCUUGAAACAACAUAUUUAAAGAGUCUUUUUUUAAUGAACUGCAUCAUAAUAUGAAUGUUUCUUAUAAAUCAUAUAACAGAUUAUUGAUUAGACUAUUCUCACAUACAUUUACAAUACUGUUGCCUUUUGUCUGUGCUGCUGUUUGGUUCCUGGUCACAGACUUGAACCCAUCCUGUUAUUUAUUGAUGUGCUGCUGUGAAGGAAUGCGCUCAUCCUUUUGUUGACGCGUCUCUAAGGUUACUGGUCUGGGAGCAGUGAGCAGCACAAUGGCAGCCCGCCGCUGUUGUUAGAGAGCAAAAUCUGACAGGAAAUCAGAGUUGACGGAUUUAAGCAGAAAUAGCAGCGUUUUUCUCAAAGCGGCUCUCCCCGUGUGAGCAACAUGCAGGCCAACCUGCACUCGGUGAAGCGGUGGCAGCUCAGCGGGACAGACUAUGACCCGCAGCAGGUCCACAGACUGCGCUCCCAAACCCGCUUCAGCACCUGGACCCCGCUGAACAACAAGACGAGCAACCUGCAGUUGUUUGAGGAGAGGAUGAACCUUGUGCUCCACUGGUUUGACCUGUGGACUGACAGACAGAGGAAACACCUGUUGGACUCACUGCUCACACGCUGCACCAAGUCACAGCUCAAGUACUGUAGGGAUUUGCUGAUCGAGACUGUUCCUGUGACUCAAGUGGACUUCACGGCGGUGCUGCCACGGUUCCUGUCCCUGUAUGUGAUGUCAUUUCUGUCCCCUCGUGACCUCUGCUCUGCCGCCCAAGUCAGCUGGCACUGGAGGGUUCUUGCUGAGCAGGACUGUAUCUGGGCCAGCCGGUGCAUCAGAAGAGGCUGGUUCCUUCCCUACACUCCAGGAGACAAAGAAUACGGAGCGUGGAAGAACCACUAUGUCUCCUGCGUCUCCACUUUGGACUGGCUUUCACCCCGGGAGGCGGCCGAGCAGUAUGGGACCCUCAACCAACAAAGUAUGGGGACGACGGAGGAGGAGGAAGAGAAGAGGAAGGAGAGGAGGAUCAGGCAGAUGAUCAGAGACAAACUGCAGGAGGAGAAGAGACUAUCUAUGAGAACCAGGAGAGCUUGGGGCAGCUACACAAAACCAGAAGGAGCCAGAGGUGGAAGUGUCCAGACAGGGAGGUCCAGCUCUGGACUAACAUUUAGCUCUUGGCCCUCUCUCUCCUGGCCUGCACGGACUGUUGGCUCUCCCAGCCUCUGUCUUAGCCAGGACAGGGGACAGCCCAUGACUGCAGCUCAGAGCUGGGACAGAGUCCAGACCUCCAGCCCUAGCAGUGAAAGACUGAACAAAGCCAGCAGAGCGCUGUCCUCCUUUACUUACAGACCUGCACUGUCACACACAGCCUCACCCAUCCAUCUGCCCACUCCUGCCCUCUUACUGCUGAUUUCCGAUAGGAUUCCUGCCUAUGAGCUGCUGCUGAGUGGUGUGAGGGCAGGAGUGAUUGUGGUUCUGUAUGAUCACAGAGGGACUCUCUCAGCUCUGUUAACCCAGGCGGAGAGGGCGGUUUCUGGGCAGAGAGCUCAGAGGCUGGGCCUACUAGCUCCAGGAGGAACAGAGGAAAUCCAUCUGCUUCACAGUAGUAGCCUGUCAGAGAAGACUCUUCUGACCCCCGACCAAAGAGAAUUCUGGGAAAAACUGUGUGGUUGGGUGGCACCAACUGAGGAGGGAGGUGGGAUUGACAUCUUCUCCCCGCUGGCAGCAUCUGGUAUAGAGACCCAGAUGUUAGUACACACACUUCUCUGGAAUCUAUAUUUCUGUCUCUGCAUCUGUCUCACUAACUUCCUGUCUCUCGCUUUCUCUCUCGCUUUCUCUCUCUCUUCCUCAGCGUCAGGAGUGGCUCUCAUCCAGACUCUCACUACUCUUACUGGUCUGGAGGUUCGGGCGCCAAUGGGUCUUGCCACCGGAAGUUUCCAGAACAUCCUGAGUGAGUGGUCUGACGGCAGUGUGUGCACCGGCCUCUCGAACAAGCAGCCGGCACUACAGUUUGUUUGUGAGAGCGUCCUGCAGGGCUGGUGCAGACAGGCUCAGUGGAUGGAGGAGGCUCUGGGGGAGCUGAGAGGUGGCCUGGGGCCACAGCUACAGCAGGUUGGCCUCCAGGCCCGGGGCCGAGCUCUGGGUCUUUUUCUGUGGGAGAAACUCUGCCUUGAGGAGCUUUGUGUGUCCAAAGAGCUAAAUGAGGCUCUGAUGGAGGGAUUUGUUGCUCUCACAAGACAGGAAGAGGUUCUCUCUCAUCGUCAGACAAGACCUUUGGAGUUUCUUGCUGUCUUCCUGACAAAAUGGAGUGAGGAGAAGGAGAGAGAAGAGAGUAGUGGCGAAGACAAGUUGAAAAACAAAGGGGCACCACAUGGCUCUCAGACAUGCAUCAGUCGGAUAUCUGAGCCACCGCAGACAGCGUUAGAUUGGAGAGGUGCAGUUGCCAGAGAGCUGCAUCACAGCGAGUGUAUUUAUCUGAGGAGACUGGGCGCUGUGCUGAAGGUGUACCAGGAGCCUCUUACAGCUGCCCUGAACUCCAACAGAGCCAUUCUGAGCUACGCUGACAUCCACAUUAUCCUCACCCCUGUCACACAAAUACUGGAGCUCAACAGGGUGUUUCAGGUAGACCUACAGGCCAGGCUGCAGCAGUGGGGUGCACAGCAGUGUGUUGGAGAUGUGUUUGUAAAACUGUGCUCAAAACUGAGAGUGUACACCAACUACCUCAACAACUACACCACUGCCCUCUGUGCCAUCGACAAGUGCAGGGAGACAAAACCUCCAUUUCGGGCUUUCCUGAAGAGAGUGGACCGAACUCUUGCAACACACAUGCUGAGCCUACAGGAGCUGCUGCUGUGUCCAGUGUGGAGAAUACAGGAGUAUGUGACUCUGCUUCAAGCUCUGUCUCUACACACACACCCCGGUCAUCCUGACCACACACACCUCUCCUCUGCCCUCAACACCCUCCUACGAUUCAGAGAAUUCAUACAGAAGUUAAAGCGUAACUCAGAGAGAGACAGGCUGAUGGAGGAAACGCAGGAGAUGAUCCAAGGCUGUCCGAACCUCAGUGAAGGAAACAGGCAGCUGGUGAUAACUCAGGAUGCUGCUUUGCUCAGGAGCCCUGAUGAACGGAUUCCAGACUCUCUCAGGACGUAUGAGCAGGUGUCUGAUGUGGGCCUGUUCCUGUUCAACGAUGCUUUGGUGUUGACGCGGCGAAAUGUCUAUCACACACCUUUCACGCUGGCUCACCGGAGUGCACACACUUUCCUGGCCUCUGUGGCUCUCGCCAGCCUGGCUGUCAGAGAGAUCACACAUACACGCUAUGUGAGUCAUGCCUUUGUCCUGGAGGGUCCUUGUCGUUCCUGGGUUUGUGCCACAGAAAGAGGUGAAGAGAGAGAGCACUUCCUGUCCGUGCUGCGUUCAGCCAUAACCUCUGCUCUGACAGGACAUCAGUGACGAUACACCGGCGAGAAGAGGUUUGGACACCACUGUUGGUCCUUUUUUAUGUUGAAAAGUUCAAAGAAAAGAUCAGGGAAUCUGAAGAGGUGAUCACUGUCCCACAUCAUGAUAUGAUGUAAAUACAUAGCAACUCCUGCCACAGUUUAAAUGGUGUUCUGAGUGUUCACUAAAAAAUUCCUAAAGUAAUCAUUUAGUCAGCAUAAGGGAAUAGUCAUUUUUUUGUUUUUGCAACAUUUGCCCAUUUUGCCCAGUUCUGCUUUUAAUUAGCUGCUUCAGUGUAUUAUGGCAACCAGUAUCUCAGUUGCUAUGUUUUUAUACUUCUUACAACUUCCUCAUACAGAAUGCGUCACUCACUAACUCAAAGACAGCUAGAUAUGUUUAACCCCCUCUACCAAUUGUUAAAAUAAACAUUGUUUAUACACGCAUAUUUUGAUAUACAUAAUACCUAAACAUACCUGGUAGCUCACCUCGUAGAGCGCACCCCAUGUGCUAAUGCUGCGUCUGUACCGCAACGACCCGGCUUCACUUCCAACCCGUGGCCCUUUGCUGCUCGCCAUCCGCUCUCUCUCUCUCUCUCUCUCUCUCUCUCCUCUAAGUUUCCUGUCUAUCUACAUCUGUCACUAUCCAAUUAAAGGCCUAAAAAGGCUUUAAAGAAACAUGAUUGAUGUUGAUUAAAAUCUAAGAUCUAGUUGCACUGUAACCUGUAAUAGCUGAAAGUAAAAAGUAGUUUUGUUAGUUUUUAUUAGAGUGUUGUAUU
Messenger RNA from Dicentrarchus labrax (European seabass), 4243 nucleotides. RefSeq names its product epithelial cell-transforming sequence 2 oncogene-like. NCBI's taxonomy places the organism in Eukaryota, Metazoa, Chordata, Actinopteri, Moronidae. The record is from RefSeq and is a predicted model, not a curated record. Gene Ontology annotation, molecular function: guanyl-nucleotide exchange factor activity; protein binding.